AUGUUGAGAUCUACCAUUGUGCCGAGAGGCUUCAGCCAGAUACCGAAAAGGCACAUACUAGGUAAUCAGCCAUAUUUCCGUCCCAGCUCGAGGAGAAGUAUAUCUACAUUUCAGACCAUAGCCGAUACCUUCACGACGUUGCAUGAUGUAUCAGGAAUUCAUUGGGUAGUGCUAAUACCGGUGACUACGUUUGCCUUGAGGACGGUGUUUACGUUGCCGUUAAGUAUAUGGCAAAGGCGACGGAUAGUCAAGCAACAAGAGUUGAGGAAGCUAGUGGCACCUAUAUCGUCUAUUGUCAAGAUGAGACUAGCUGUUACGAGCAAGAGUGCGAAGGAGAAGAGAUUAGAGAGUGGUAGUGAUAUUACAAUUGCGAAACCUGUAGGUGGUCUGAGUGCUGAGAAUCUAACACCCGAACAAAUUACGUUAUUGGCGGUAAAGGAGACCCGUAAGCGUCAGAAAUUGUUGUUCAAGAAGUAUGGCGUGCAGAUGUGGAAGAACGCUGUGUUGCCAUUGGUGCAAAUACCUCUAUGGGUCACCGUAUCCAUGGGCAUCAGAACACUCACAGAGAACCCGCUCCGUGAGAAACUGUACAACAACGGCUGGCUCAGCUCCGUGGGGAUAGACGAGAACUUAUACCUCAGCGAACCACUAGAGGCCUACCCGUUUGCGGUACCAUUAGUGCUGGGCACAUUGUCGAUGCUCAACGUGGAGUACAACGGCAAAGUGAUCCAAGGCGACUCAGCGAAGAACCUGGGACUGAAACUACGUGCAGACAACAGCAGACUUCAACUGGGGAUACAAACUAUCCUGAACGUGACAAGAAUAGGUACUGUGUUCAUGAUGGGCUUCUCAUCACAAACCGCCUUGCUGCUGUCCCUGUACUGGAUCAGCUCACAGCUGUACUCCUUGCUACAGAACAUAUUCUUGAACUGGCUGUGGCCGUACCAGCGGUAA
Molecule: messenger RNA, 954 nt
Organism: Nakaseomyces glabratus
Lineage: Eukaryota; Fungi; Ascomycota; Saccharomycetes; Saccharomycetales; Saccharomycetaceae
Gene: COX18
Product: membrane insertase COX18
Biological process (GO): protein insertion into mitochondrial inner membrane from matrix; mitochondrial respiratory chain complex IV assembly
Cellular component (GO): mitochondrial inner membrane
Molecular function (GO): membrane insertase activity
Source: RefSeq, a predicted model, not a curated record